Molecule: messenger RNA, 24323 nt
Organism: Meriones unguiculatus (Mongolian gerbil)
Lineage: Eukaryota; Metazoa; Chordata; Mammalia; Rodentia; Muridae
Gene: Obscn
Product: obscurin, cytoskeletal calmodulin and titin-interacting RhoGEF
Exons: 109
Coding region: 111-24266 (8051 amino acids)
Biological process (GO): protein phosphorylation
Molecular function (GO): ATP binding; guanyl-nucleotide exchange factor activity; protein binding
Source: RefSeq, a predicted model, not a curated record
CCACAACUGAGUUUACUGUCGCUGGCGUGGCUGAGGAGGGCGACUACCAGUUCCGAGUAUCAGCCAUCAACCACUUUGGCCAGAGUCCUCACCUUGAGUUUCCAGGAACCAUGCACUUGGUCCCCAAGCUGGCUGUAAAGACACCUCUGAAGGCGGUGGAGGCAGUGGAGGGUGGUGAGGUCACCUUCUCCGUGGACCUCACGGUGGCCUCUUCGGGCGAGUGGUUCCUGGAUGGGGAGCCCUUGAAGGCCAGCAGCAUAUAUGUGAUCCGCUGUGACCGCACCCGGCAUAUGCUCACCAUCAGAGAGGUGCCUGCCAGGUUGCAUGGGGCACAGCUGAAGUUUGUGGCUAAUGGCAUUGAAACCAGCAUCCAAAUGGUGGUCCGAGCUGCUCUCGGGCUGCCCAGCAGCAAGCUUCCAGCUGUGGCUGCCCGGGAGGUGCUGGCCCGGCUGCAUGAGGAGGCACAGUUGCUGGCCGAGCUGUCGGACCAGGCUGCGGCUGUAACUUGGCUGAAGGAUGGCCGUGAACUGUCCCUGGGACCCAAGUACGAGAUGCAGGCGUCCGCUGGGAGGCAAGCGCUGCUGGUGCGGGAUGUGGUCCAGGCUGAUGCCGGCCUCUACGAGUGCGUCAGUCGGGGGAGCCGCAUUGCCUACCAGUUGUUGGUGCAGGAGGCCAUGGCGGUGUUUGCCAAGAAGCAGCCAGCUCGCAACGAGGUGAAGGCAGAGGCGGGGGCCAGCGCCACACUGAGCUGCGAGGUGGCCCAGGCCCAGACUGAGGUGACGUGGUUCAAGGACGGGAAGAAGCUGAGCUCCAGCUCGAAGGUGCGAGUGGAGGCCUCGGGCUGCUCGAGGAGGCUGGUGGUGCAGCAGGCGGGCAAGGCGGAUGCUGGGGAGUACAGCUGUGAGGCCGGGGGACAGAAGGUCUCCUUCCGCCUGGAUGUGGCAGAGCCAAAGAUGCUGUUUGCCAAGGGGCAGCAGGCACGCAGCGAGGUGAAGGCAGAGGUGGGGUCCAGCGCCACACUGAGCUGCGAGGUGGCCCAGGCCCAGACUGAGGUGACGUGGUUCAAAGACGGGAAGAAGCUGAGCUCCAGCUCCAAGGUGCGAGUGGAGGCCUCGGGCUGCUCGAGGAGGCUGGUGGUGCAGCAGGCGGGCAAGGCGGAUGCUGGGGAGUACAGCUGUGAGGCCGGGGGACAGAAGGUCUCCUUCCGCCUGGAUGUCACAGAGCCCAAGGUGGUGUUUGCCAAGGGGCAGCAGGCACGCAGCGAGGUGAAGGCAGAGGUGGGGGCCAGUGCCACACUGAGCUGCGAGGUGGCCCAGGCCCAGACUGAGGUGACGUGGUUCAAGGACGGGAAGAAGCUGAGCUCCAGCUCCAAGGUGCGAGUGGAGGCCUCGGGCUGCUCGAGGAGGCUGGUGGUGCAGCAGGCGGGCAAGGCGGAUGCUGGGGAGUACAGCUGUGAGGCCGGGGGACAGAAGGUCUCCUUCCGCCUGGAUGUGGCAGAGCCCAAGGAGGUGUUUGCCAAGGGGCAGCAGGCACGCAGCGAGGUGAAGGCAGAGGCGGGGGCCAGCGCCACACUGAGCUGCGAGGUAGCCCAGGCCCAGACUGAGGUGACGUGGUUCAAGGACGGGAAGAAGCUGAGCUCCAGCUCGAAGGUGCGAGUGGAGGCCUCGGGCUGCUCGAGGAGGCUGGUGGUGCAGCAGGCGGGCAAGGCGGAUGCUGGGGAGUACAGCUGCGAGGCCGGGGGACAGAAGGUCUCCUUCCGCCUGGAUGUUGAAGAGCCCAAAGUGGUGUUUGCCAAGGAGCAGCAGGCACACAGCGAGGUGAAGGCAGAGGCUGGGUCCAGCGCCACACUGAGCUGCGAGGUGGCCCAGGCCCAGACUGAGGUGACGUGGUUCAAGGACGGGAAGAAGCUGAGCUCCAGCUCCAAGGUGCGAGUGGAGGCCUCGGGCUGCUCGAGGAGGCUGGUGGUGCAGCAGGCAGGCAAGGCGGAUGCUGGGGAGUACAGCUGUGAGGCUGGGGGACAGAAGGUCUCCUUCCGCCUGGACGUCACAGAGCCCAAGGUGGUGUUUGCCAAGGAGCAGGAGGCACGCAGCGAGGUGAAGGCAGAGGCCGGGGCCAGCGCCACACUGAGCUGCGAGGUGGCCCAGGCCCAGACUGAGGUGACGUGGUUCAAGGACGGGAAGAAGCUGAGCUCCAGCUCGAAGGUGCGAGUGGAGGCCUCGGGCUGCUCGAGGAGGCUGGUGGUGCAGCAGGCGGGCAAGGCGGAUGCUGGGGAGUACAGCUGUGAGGCCGGGGGACAGAAGGUCUCCUUCCGCCUGGACGUCACAGAGCCCCAGGUGGUGUUUGCCAAGGGGCAGCAGGCACGCAGCGAGGUGAAGGCAGAGGUGGGGGCCAGUGCCACACUGAGCUGCGAGGUGGCCCAGGCCCAGACUGAGGUGACGUGGUUCAAGGACGGGAAGAAGCUGAGCUCCAGCUUGAAGGUGCGAGUGGAGGCCUCGGGCUGCUCGAGGAGGCUGGUGGUGCAGCAGGCGGGCAAGGCGGAUGCUGGGGAGUACAGCUGUGAGGCCGGGGGACAGAAGGUCUCCUUCCGCCUGGAUGUGGCAGAGCCCAAGGUGGUGUUUGCCAAGGAGCAGCAGGCACGCAGCGAGGUGAAGGCAGAGGCCGGGGCCAGCGCCACACUGAGCUGCGAGGUGGCCCAGGCCCAGACUGAGGUGACGUGGUUCAAGGACGGGAAGAAGCUGAGCUCCAGCUCGAAGGUGCGAGUGGAGGCCUCGGGCUGCUCGAGGAGGCUGGUGGUGCAGCAGGCAGGCAAGGUGGAUGCUGGGGAGUACAGCUGCGAGGCCGGGGGACAGAAGGUCUCCUUCCACCUGGAUGUCACAGAGCCCAAGGUGGUGUUUGCCAAGGAGCAGCAGGCACGCAGCGAGGUGAAGGCAGAGGCGGGGGCCAGUGCCACACUGAGCUGCGAGGUGGCCCAGGCCCAGACUGAGGUGACGUGGUUCAAGGACGGGAAGAAGCUGAGCUCCAGCUCCAAGGUGCGAGUGGAGGCCUCGGGCUGCUCGAGGAGGCUGGUGGUGCAGCAGGCGGGCAAGGCAGAUGCUGGGGAGUACAGCUGUGAGGCCGGGGGACAGAAGGUCUCCUUCCGCCUGGAUGUCACAGAGCCCAAGGUGGUGUUUGCCAAGGAGCAGCAGGCACGCAGCGAGGUGAAGGCAGAGGCGGGGGCCAGUGCCACACUGAGCUGCGAGGUGGCCCAGGCCCAGACUGAGGUGACGUGGUUCAAGGAUGGGAAGAAGCUGAGCUCCAGCUCCAAGGUGCGAGUGGAGGCCUCGGGCUGCUCGAGGAGGCUGGUGGUGCAGCAGGCGGGCAAGGCGGAUGCUGGGGAGUACAGCUGUGAGGCCGGGGGACAGAAGGUCUCCUUCCGCCUGGACGUCACAGAGCCCAAGGUGGUGUUUGCCAAGGAGCAGCAGGCACGCAGCGAGGUGAAGGCAGAGGCGGGGGCCAGUGCCACACUGAGCUGUGAGGUGGCCCAGGCCCAGACUGAGGUGACGUGGUUCAAGGACGGGAAGAAGCUGAGCUCCAGCUCGAAGGUGCGAGUGGAGGCCUCGGGCUGCUCGAGGAGGCUGGUGGUGCAGCAGGCGGGCAAGGCGGAUGCUGGGGAGUACAGCUGUGAGGCCGGGGGACAGAAGGUCUCCUUCCGCCUGGAUGUCCCAGAGCCCAAGGUGGUGUUUGCCAAGGGGCAGCAGGCACACAGCGAGGUGAAGGCAGAGGCCGGGGCCAGCACCACACUGAGCUGCGAGGUGGCCCAGGCCCAGACUGAGGUGACGUGGUUCAAGGACGGGAAGAAGCUGAGCUCCAGCUCGAAGGUGCGAGUGGAGGCCUCGGGCUGCUCGAGGAGGCUGGUGGUGCAGCAGGCGGGCAAGGCGGAUGCUGGGGAGUACAGCUGUGAGGCCGGGGGACAGAAGGUCUCCUUCCGCCUGGACGUCACAGAGCCCAAGGUGGUGUUUGCCAAGGAGCAGCAGGCACGCAGCGAGGUGAAGGCAGAGGCGGGGGCCAGCGCCACACUGAGCUGCGAGGUGGCCCAGGCCCAGACUGAGGUGACGUGGUUCAAGGACGGAAAGAAGCUGAGCUCCAGCUCGAAGGUGCGAGUGGAGGCCUCGGGCUGCUCGAGGAGGCUGGUGGUGCAGCAGGCAGGCAAGGCGGAUGCUGGGGAGUACAGCUGUGAGGCUGGGGGACAGAAGGUCUCCUUUCGCCUGGAUGUCGCAGAGCCAGAGCCCCAGAUUCCAGAGAGACCCAGCCGCAGGGAGCCCCUGGUGGUCAAGGAGCAUGAGAACAUUGUCCUGACUGCCACACUGGCUGCCCCCUCUGCGGCUGCUGUGACCUGGCUCAAAGACGGCGUGGAGAUUCGCCGCAGUAAGCGGCAUGAGGCCACCAGUCUGGGUGAUACCCACACCCUAACUGUGAGAGGGGCACAGGUGCUUGACAGUGCUAUCUACAGCUGCCGUGUUGGCGAGGAGGGUCAGGACUUCCCGGUGCAGGUGGAAGAGGUGGCCACCAAGUUCUCCAAACCCCUGGAGCCUGUCGAGGGGGAGCUGGGAGGCACUGUGAAGCUGGUCUGUGAGCUGAGCCCGGAGCAGGCUGAGGUUGUGUGGCGCUGCGGGAGCACGCAGCUUCGGGAGGGCAAGCGCUUCCGAAUGACCACUGAGGGGCCUAGGCGCACACUGACUGUGUCCGGCCUGCGAGAGGACGACGCCGAGGAGUAUGUGUGUGAGAGCCGUGAUGACCGCACCAGCGCACGGCUCACCGUCAAAGUUCCCCGAGUGGUCAAGUUUACCUCCGGGUUGAGCGCCGUGGUAGCAGAGGAGGGCCAAGAGGCCACCUUCCAGUGUGUCGUGUCUCCCAGCGAUGCAGCAGUCCUCUGGUACAAGGAUGGCACCCAGCUGCAGCCCAGCGAGAAGUUUGUGAUGGCGCGGAGUGGGGCUAGCUACAGCCUUACCAUCACAGGCUUGACCCUGGAGGAUGCUGGCCACGUCAAGGUGGAGGCUGAGGGUGCCUCAUCUUCUGCCGCCCUCCGGGUCCGAGAAGCACCAGUCCUCUUCAAAAAGAAGCUCGAGCCACAGACGGUGGAGGAGAGAAGCUCUGUGACACUGGAGGUGGAGCUGACACGCCCCUGGCCUGAGGUGAAGUGGACACGGAAUGCCGCCGUCCUGGCACCCAGCGAGAACGUGGAGAUCCACGCCGAGGGUGUUCGGCACCGCCUGGUGCUGCGCAGUGUGGGCUUUGCUGACCGGGGCUUCUUCGGCUGUGAGACACCAGAUGACAAGACUCAGGCCAAGCUCAAUGUAGAAAUGCGGCAGGUCCGGCUGGUUCGAGGUUUGCAGGCGGUGGAGGCUAAAGAACAGGGCACGGCCUCCAUGGAUGUGGAACUGUCCCACGCUGAUGUGGAGGGCAGCUGGACUCGAGAUGGCCUGAGACUUCAGCCUGGGCCCACAUGCCACCUGGCUGUGCGAGGCCCCAUCCACAUCCUCACACUCUCGAAGCUUCGGCCACAGGACAGCGGGCUGGUGGCCUUCAGGGCUGAGGGGGUGCACACGUCUGCACGGCUCGUAGUCACUGAGUUGCCCGUGAGCUUCACCCGACUGCUGCAGGACGUGGUGGCCACUCAGAAAGAGAAGGUGACCCUGGAAUGUGAGUUGUCGCGGCCAGUGGAUGUGCGCUGGCUGAAGGAUGGCACGGAGCUGCGGGCAGGCAAGGCCAUGGGCAUCGUGGCCCAGGGAACCUGCAGGAGUCUCGUUAUCUACCGCUGCGAGACUGCGGACCAGGGUGUCUACCUGUGUGAUGCUGUCGAUGCUCAGACCUCUGCUUCUCUGAAGGUGCAAGGCCGCAGUGUUCAGAUUGUGAAGCCGCUGGAGGAUGUGGAGGUGAUGGAGAAGGAGGGUGCCACAUUCUCCUGUGAGGUGUCCCAUGACGAGGUCCCCGGCCUGUGGUUCCGAGAGUCCACUAAGCUACGGCCCAGCGACAACGUGCGCAUCCGGCAGGAAGGAAGGACAUACACUCUUAUCUUCCGGAGGGUACUGGCAGAAGACUCGGGGGAGAUCAAGUUUGUAGCUGAAAAUGCAGAAUCAAGAGCCUGCCUUCGAGUGAAAGAGCUGCCCGUGACCCUCCUGCGCCCACUUCGGGACAAGAUUGCCAUGGAAAAACACCGCGGUGUGCUUGAGUGCCAGGUGUCCCGGGCCAGUGCCCAGGUGCGGUGGUUCAAGGGCGGAGUCGAGCUGCAGCCCGGGCCCAAGUAUGAGGUGGUCAGCGACGGCCUCUACCGAAAGCUGGUCAUCAAUGACGCGCAGCCUGAGGACGAAGACACCUACACCUGUGAUGCCGGCGAUGUCAAGACCAGUGCCCAGUUCUUCGUGGAGGAGCAAUCCAUCACUAUUGUGCGGGGCCUAAAGGACAUGACAGUGAUGGAGCCUGCCCCUGCCUGGUUUGAAUGUGAGACCUCCAUCCCCUCUGUGAGGCCACCCAAGUGGCUCCUCGGUAAGACUGUGCUACAGGCAGGGCCCAACGUGGGUCUGGAGCAAGACGGUACUGUGCACCGGCUGACCCUACACAAGACCUGCUCUACCAUGACUGGACCCGUGCAUUUCACCAUCGGCAAGUCCCGCUCCUCCGCCCAGCUUGUGGUCUCAGACAUCCCAGUGGUCCUGACGCGGCCACUGGAGCCCAAAGCAGGGCGCGAGCAGCAGUCGGUCGUCUUGUCCUGUGACUUCAGGCCAGCCCCCAAGGCUGUGCAGUGGUACAAGGAGAACACACCUCUGGCCCCGUCGGAAAAGUUCAAGAUGGCGCUGGAGGGCCAGAUGGCAGAGCUGCGCAUACUCCGGCUCACCCCGGCCGAUGCUGGAGUCUACCGGUGCCAGGCGGGUAGUGCCCAGAGCAGUGCCGAGGUUACCGUGGAAGCCCGGGAGGUGACGGUGACUAAGCCACUGCAAGAUGCUGAAGCAGUGGAGGAAGGCCGGGUCUGCUUCUCAUGCGAGCUGUCCCACAAGGACGAGGACGUCGAAUGGUCACUCAACGGGACACCCCUGUACAACGACAGCUUCCAUGAGAUCAGCCAUGAGGGCUGUCUCCACACACUGGUGCUGAAGAGCGUCCGGCAGGCUGACGCAGGCACCGUGCGCGCCACCUCCCCUAAGGUGUCAGUGUCUGCCCGGCUGGCGGUCAGAGCAAAGCCAGUGGUGUUCCUGAAAGCCCUGGAUGACGUGGCUGCCGAAGAGCGUGGCACACUCACCCUGCAAUGCGAGGUCUCAGACCCUGGGGCACGCGUGGUUUGGCGCAAAGACGGGGUGGAGCUGGGUCCCGGUGACAAGUACGACCUCCUACGCACAGCGGGCACUCGGAGCCUUACAGUACAUGACCUGAGCCAGGAGGACGCCGGGCUGUACACCUGUCACGUGGGCGGUGAGGAAACCCAGUCCAGGGUCAGUGUGCACGAUCUGCACGUGGGCAUCACCAAGAGGUUAAAGACGGUGGAGGUGCUAGAGGGAGAGAGCUGCAGCUUUGAGUGUGUCCUGUCUCACGAGAGUGCCAGUGACCCAGCAGUGUGGACGGUCGGUGGGAAGACAGUGGGUACUUCUGGCCACUUCCGGGCCGUUCGGCAGGGCCGCAAAUACACUCUGACGGUCAAAGAUGCUGCUCCCAGUGAUGCAGGAGAAGUGGUCUUCUCAGUGAUGGGCCUCACAUCCAAGGCCUCGCUCAUCGUCAGAGAGAGGCCAGUGGACAUCACAAAGCCCUUGGAGGACCAGCGGGCCACCCUCGGGGAGGAUGUGAUGUUAAGCUGUGAGCUGUCUAGGGCGGGCAUCUCCGUGCGCUGGCUCAAAGAUGGGAAGGCCAUCCGAAAGAGUCAGAAGUACGACCUGCUCAGUGAGGGCACCCGGGCUGUGUUGGUUGUCCGCAAGGCCUCACUCAAGGAUUCUGGAGAGUACACCUGUGAGACAGAAGCUUCCAAAAGUACUGCCAGGCUCCGUGUGGAAGAAAAGGCAAACCGGUUCACAGAGGAGCUGGCUGACCUGCAGGCGGAAGAGAAGGGCACAGCUGUGUUCACGUGCAAGACAGAGCACCCGGCAUCGGUCGUGACCUGGCGCAAAGGCCUCCUGGAGCUGCGUGCCUCAGGGAAACAUGUCCCCAACCAGGAGGGCUUGACCCUGAAGCUCACCAUCAAUGCCCUGGAGAGGACAGACAGUGACACUUACACCUGUGACAUUGGCCAAGCCCGGACCCAGGCCCGGCUCCUCGUCCAUGGCCAGAAAGUGCGAAUUAUCGAGGACCUAGAGGACACUGCCGUCCAGGAGGGCUCCUCUGCCAAGUUCUGCUGCCGUAUCUCCCCCGCGGACUACAGCCCCGUGCACUGGUUCCUGGACAAGACCCCCUUGCACAGCAAUGAGCUGAACGAGAUCACUGUCCAGCCCGGAGGCUACCAUGAGCUCACCCUGCGCCAGCUGGCACUCAAGGACUCAGGGACCGUCUACUUCGAGGCUGGUGACCAGCGGACCUCAGCUGCCCUGCGGGUGACUGAGAAGCCAAGUGUCUUCUCUCGGCCACUCGUGGAUGUCACAGUCACAGAGGGAGAGGAUACGACUCUUGUCUGUGAAACUACCACCCUGGAGAGUUCUGUGCGCUGGACCAAAGAUGGGAAGACACUGAGGCCGUCUGCACGAUGCCAGCUGAGCUAUGAAGCCUGUCGGGCCCAGCUGGUCAUCACUGGAACCACCCUACAAGAUGGUGGGCGGUACAAGUGUGAGGUUGGCGGAGCCUCCAGCAGCUCCAUUGUCAGGGUUCAUGCUCGGCCGGUGCGGUUCAGGGAGUCCCUGAAGGAUAUGGAGGUGCCAGAGGGCAGGGCUGCCACACUACGAUGCGUGCUGUCCUCUGUGGCUGCACCUGUGGAGUGGCGUCGCGGAGAUGACAUCCUGAAGUCCAGCAGCAAGUAUAGCCUGCGCCAAGAGGGUGCUGUGCUGGAGCUGGUCAUCCGAGACCUGCAGCCCCAGGACGGUGGGCAAUACUCAUGCUCCUUUGGGGACCAGACAACUUCGGCCACACUCACAGUGAAAACCUCGUCUGCCCAGUUCGUAGGAAAACUGAGAAACAGGGAGGCUGCAGAAGGGACCAUGGCCACACUUCGGUGUGAGCUGACCAAAGAGGCCCCCGUGGAGUGGAGGAAGGGAACAGAGACCCUGAGGAAUGGGGACAAAUACUGCCUGAAGCAGGAUGGAGCUGUGUGCGAACUGCAGAUCUGUAACCUGGCUGUGGCAGAUGCGGGGGAGUACGCGUGUGUAUGCGGACAGGAGAGGACAUCGGCCACGCUGACUGUCAAGGCUCUGCCUGCUCACUUUGUCGGAAGGCUCAGGAGCAAGGAGGCCACCGAAGGAGACACGGCCACACUGCGGUGUGAGCUGAGCAAGGCUGCCCCUGUGGAGUGGAGGAAGGGAGCAGAGAGCCUGAGAGAUGGGGACAGAUAUGGCCUGAGGCAGGAUGGGGCCGUGUGUGAGCUGCAGAUCCGUGGCCUGGCUGUGGAAGAUGCUGGGGAGUACUCAUGUGUGUGUGGGCAGGAGAAGACCUCGGCCACGCUGACUGUCAGGGCUCUUCCAGCUAAGUUUAUAGAAGGUCUGAAGAAUGCAGAAGCCACAGAAGGAAGCAUGGCCAUGCUGAGCUGUAAACUGAGCAAGGCAGCUCCUGUGGCAUGGAAGAAAGGAACAAAGACCUUGCGAGAUGGAGACAGAUACAGCCUGAGGCAGGACGGAGCUGUGUGUGAGCUGCAGAUCCAAGGCCUGACCAUGGCUGAUGCUGGGGAAUACUCAUGCGUGUGUGGGCAGGAGAGGACCUCGGUCAUGCUGACUGUCAGGGCCCUGCCCACCAAGUUCACGGAGGGUCUGAGGAACGAAGAGGCCACAGAAGGGGCCAUGGUCACUCUGAGGUGCCGGCUGAGCAAAGCCACCCCCGUGGAGUGGAGGAAGGGAGCAAAGACCCUCAAAGAUGGAGACAGAUACAGCCUGAGGCAGGAUGGGGCCGUGUGUGAGCUGCAGAUCCACAGUCUGACAGUGGAAGAUGCUGGGGAGUACUCAUGCGUGUGUGGGCAGGAGAAGACCUCAGCCACGCUGAGUGUCAAGGCCCUGCCCUCCAGAUUCAUAGAAGACUUGAGGAGCCAGGAGGCCACGGAAGGCACCACGGUCACUUUGAGGUGCCGGCUGAGCAAGGCUGCCUCUGUGGAGUGGAGGAAGGGCUCUGAGAGCCUGAGAGAUGGGGACAGACACAGCCUGAGACAGGAUGGGGCCAUGUGUGAGCUGCAGAUCCGUGGCCUGGCUGUGGAAGAUGCUGGGGAAUAUUGGUGCGUGUGUGGGCAAGAGAAGACCUCGGCCAUGCUGAGCGUCAAGGCCCUGCCCUCCAGAUUCAUAGAAGACUUGAGGAGCCAGGAGGCCACGGAAGGCACCACGGUCACUUUGAGGUGCCGGCUGAGCAAGGCUGCCUCUGUGGAGUGGAGGAAGGGCUCUGAGAGCCUGAGAGAUGGGGACAGACACAGCCUGAGGCAGGAUGGGGCUGUGUGUGAGCUACAGAUCUGUGGCCUGGCUGUGGAAGAUGCUGGGGAGUACUCAUGCGUGUGUGGGCAGGAGAAGACCUCGGCCACGCUGAGUGUCAAGGCCCUGCCCUCCAGAUUCAUAGAAGACCUGAGGAGCCAGGAGGCCACGGAAGGCACCACGGUCACUCUGAGGUGCCGGCUGAGCAAGGCUGCCCCUGUGGAGUGGAGGAAGGGCUCUGAGAGCCUGAGAGAUGGGGACAGACACAGCCUGAGACAGGAUGGGGCCAUGUGUGAGCUGCAGAUCCGUGGCCUGGCUGUGGAAGAUGCUGGGGAGUACUCGUGCGUGUGUGGGCAGGAGAAGACCUCGGCCACGCUGACUGUAGAUGCCCUGCCCACACGAUUCAUCGAAGAGCUGAAGUCCAAGGAGGUCAUGGAAGGGUCCACAGCCACUCUGCAAUGUCAGCUCAGCAAAAAGGCCUCUGUGGAGUGGAAGAAGGAAACAGAGACCCUUAGAGAUGGCGACAGAUACAAGCUGCUGCAAACAGGGGCCAUGUGUGAGCUGCAAAUCCAUGGUCUGACCAUGUCAGACGCUGGCGAAUACUCCUGCGUGUGUGGGAAGGAAAAGACCACAGCCCUGCUGACUAUCAGGGCCCUGCCCCCCAAGUUCACGGAGGGUCUGAAGAAUGAAGAGGCUACAGAAGGGACCGUGGUCACUCUGAGGUGCCAGCUGAGCAAAGAAGCCCCAGUGGAGUGGAGGAAGGGAGCAAAGAUCCUCCAAGAUGGAGACAGAGCUAGUCUGAGACAGAAUAAGGCUGUGUGUGAGCUGCAGAUCUGUGACGUGGCUGUGGAAGAUGCUGGAGAAUACUCAUGCGUGUGUGGGCAGGAGAAGACCUCGGCCACGCUGAGCGUCAAGGCCCUGCCCUCCAGAUUCAUAGAAGACCUGAGGAGCCAGGAGGCCACGGAAGGCACCACGCUCACUUUGAGGUGCCGGCUGAGCAAGGCUGCCCCUGUGGAGUGGAGGAAGGGCUCUGAGAGCCUGAGAGAUGGGGACAGACACAGCCUGAGACAGGAUGGGGCUGUGUGUGAGCUGCAGAUCGGUGGCCUGGCUGUGGAAGAUGCUGGGGAGUACUCGUGCGUGUGUGGGCAGGAGAAGACCUCGGCCAUGCUGAGUGUCAAGGCCCUUCCGAUCAGAUUCACAGACGAGUUGAGAAGCCAAGAGGCCAUGGAAGGCUCAGCCAUCACGAUGCGGUGUACGCUAAGCAAGGCUGCCCCUGUGGUGUGGAGGAAGGGGUCUGAGGUCCUGAGAAAUGGGGACAGGUACAGCCUGAGGCAGGAUGGGGCUGUGUGUGAGCUGGAGAUCCGUGAACUGACCGUGGAAGAUGCUGGAGAAUACUCGUGCGCGUGUGGGCAGGAGAAGACCUCGGCUACGCUGAACAUCGUGGCCCCACAGGUGGUGUUCCAGAAGCCACUGCAGAACCUGCAAGCAGAAGAAGGUUCCACGGCCAGCCUGCAGUGUGAGCUGUCCGUCCUCGGUGCUGCUGUGGUCUGGAGCAAGGGCGGCCUGGAGCUGCAGGCCGACGUGCGCCGAGAGUCCCGGCAGCAGGGGCGAGUGGCAGAGCUGCUGCUCAGGGAUGUGUGCCGCGAGGAUGCCGGCGAGUACAGCUGCACCUGCGGCUCUCAGACCACGAGUGCCACGCUCAUGGUCACAGCUGCCCCUGUGCGGUUCCUCAGGGAGCUGCAGGCCCAGGAAGUCGAUGAGGGGACCACGGCCCACCUGCGCUGUGAGCUGAGCCGGGCGGCUGCGAGUGUGGAGUGGCGCAAGGGCUCCCUGCAGCUCUUCCCUUGUGCCAAGUAUCAGAUGGUACAGGAGGGCACAACUGCUGAGCUGCUGGUCCGAGGGGUGGAGCAAGAGGAUGCUGGCGAAUACACGUGCGAUGCGGGCCCCAUGCAGAGCAUCGCCAAGCUCUCGGUCCGAGCUCCCAAGCCCAAGUUCAAGACUGGCCUGCAGAGCACAGAGCAGGAAGCAGGGGGCAUGGCCCGACUGUGCUGUCAACUGAGCGAGGCUGAGCCAGGGGCUGCAGUGCAGUGGCUCAAGGAGGGCGUGGAGCUGCAUGUCAGCCCCAAGUAUGAGAUGCGGUGCCAAGGGGCUAUGUGUGAGCUGCUGAUCCAUGGGCUGGAGGCCAAGGACACCGGCGAAUAUGCCUGUGUGGUGGGGGGCCAGAAGACCUUGGCCUCUCUCAGAGUCAAAGAGCCUGAGGUGACCAUUGUGCGGGGACUGGUGGACACGGAGGUGCAAGCCGAUGAGGAUGCAGAGUUCACAUGUAAGGUGUCGCAGGCAGGAGCCAGAGAUGUGCAGUGGCGUCUUCAGGGUCUGCCAUUGCAGAGCAAUGAAGUGACGGAGGUGGCUGUUCUUGGAGACGGUUGUACUCACGUGCUCCAACUGAAGGGUGUGACUCCGGAGGAUGCUGGCACCGUCUCCUUCCAUGUGGGCAGCCAUUCAUCUUCUGCUCAGCUCGCAGUCCGAGUCCCUGAGGUGACCGUCCUGGAACCCCUGAAGGAUGUGCAGCUCCGCGAGGGCCAGGAUGCUCACUUCUGGUGCCGGCUGUCCAGGGCCCCGGCCCAGGAGGCUCGCUGGGCUUUGGGUGGGGUUCCCUUGCAGUGCAAUGAGAUGAAUGACAUCACUGUGGAGCAGGGCACGCUCCACCUGCUCACACUGCACAAGGUGACCCUCGAGGAUGCUGGAACCAUCACUCUCCAAGUGGGCUCAUGCUCCUCAGAGGCCCAGCUGAAGGUCACAGCUAAGAACACUGUGGUGCGUGGCCUGGAGAACGUUGAUGCCUUGGAGGGUGGUGAAGCUCUGUUCGAGUGCCAGCUGUCCCAGCCUGAGGUGGCUGCCCACACCUGGCUUUUGGACGACGAGCCUGUGCACACCUCGGAAAACGUGGAGGUGGUCUACUUUGAGGAGGGGCUGCGGCACCUGCUGCUGCUCAAAAACCUGAAGCCACAGGACAGCUGCCGAGUGACCUUCCUGGCGGGGGAUGUGGUCACGUCUGCAUUCCUCACUGUGAGAGGCUGGCGCUUGGAGGUCCUAGAGCCCCCACAAGAUGCUUCUGUGAGAGCCGGUAUGAAGGUCCGCUUCACUUGCACACUAAGUGAGGCUGUGCCUGUGGGUGAGGCUACUUGGUACAUCAAUGGGGCUGCCAUCCAACCUGAUGAUGCUGACUGGACAGUCACCGCAGACGGCAGUCACCAUGCCCUGAUACUGAACAACGCCCAGCCCCAACACAGAGGAGAGGUCACGUUUGCGGCCCGUGAUGCCGUGGCCUCCGCACGCCUCUCUGUGUUGGCCCUCCCUGACCCCCCUGAAGACGCCGAAGUGGUGGCUCGUAGUGGCCACUCUGUGACCCUAUCCUGGGUGGCUCCCCUGAGUGAUGGCGGCGGCGGUCUGUGUGGUUACCGUGUAGAGAUGAAAGAGGCAUCCACAGGCCAGUGGAAGUUGUGCCAUGAGUUGGUACCUGGGCCAGAGUGUGUGGUGGACGGCCUGGUCCCUGGGGAGACCUACCGCUUCCGAGUGGCAGCCGUGGGUCCAGCAGGCACUGGGGAGCCUGUACAUCUGCCCCAGAUGGUGAAGAUAGCAGAGUCAACGGAACCCAAACCUGCCCCAGUCCCAGUCCUAACCCCAACCCCAGCCCCAACCCCAACCCCAACCCCGGCCCCAACCCCAACCCCGGCCCCAACCCCAACCCCAGCCCCAACCCCAACCCCAGUCCCAGCCCCAGCCCCAUACCCAGAGACACGACAGGCAGUAGUUGGUGAGGACCUGUGUCUGGAGAUGGAAGUGGCAGCUGAUGCUGGCGAGGUCGUCUGGCACAAGGGAACAGAACGCAUCCAGCCCAGUGGGCACUUUGAGGUCCUCUCUCAGGGUCGGCGGCGGAUGCUGGUGAUCAAGGGCUUCAGGACUGAAGACCAAGGGGAGUACCGCUGUGGUCCCACCCGGGGCCCGCCCUCCUCAGGGGCUGCCGCUUUUAAAGUGGUCAUGACCUCGGGCUCCGGGGAUGAGGGCCCCACGCAGCCCAGCCUGCCUCCCGAGGCAGCCCAGGAGGGUGACCUGCACCUGCUAUGGGAGGCCCUUGCCCGGAAGCGCCGCAUGAGCCGGGAGCCCACGCUGGACUCCAUCAGCGAGCUGCCUGAGGAAGACGGCCGCGUGCAGCACCUGCGGCAGGAGGCAGAAGAGACGGCCCCUGACCUCUCGGAGGGCUACUCUACAGCGGAUGAGCUGGCACGCACGGGAGAGGCUGACCUCUCGCACACCAGCUCUGACGAUGAGUCUCUAGUUACCUACCUCAAGAAGGCCGGGGGUCCUGGGAUCUCACCUCUGGCCAGCAAGCACGGGGCCCAGGUGGCCACUUCUGUGAAGCCACAAAAGCAGCAGGAGCAAGUAGCGCCCGUGUGCCCACUGCCGGGAGACUUGAGUGCAGCAGACUUGAACGACCCAUCCCUGGACAAGGCAGCUGUGAAGAUCCAGGCUGCCUUUAAGGGCUACAAAGUGCGGAAGGAGAUGAAGCAGCAGGAAGGGCCUGUGUUCUCCCGCACGUUCGGGGACACAGAGGCUCAGGUUGGGGAUGUGCUGCGGCUGGAGUGCGUGGUGGCCAGCAAGGCUGAUAUGAGGGCCUGCUGGCUGAAGGAUGGCAUAGAGCUGACCGAUGGGCGGCACUACCACAUAGACCAGCUCAAGGACGGUACGUGCUCUCUGCUGGUCACUGGCCUGGGCCCCACGGACACAGGCCGUUACACCUGUCAGGUGAGCACCAAGUUCGGCCUUGUGAGCCACAGUGCCUGCGUGGUGGUCAGUGGGACAGAGAGCGAGGCUGAGAGCUCCUCGGGGGGCGAGCUGGACGAUGCCUUCCGCCGGGCAGCACGCCGCCUGCACCGCCUCUUCCGCACCAAGAGCCCAGCCGAGCUCUCAGAGGAGGAACUCUUCCUGAGUGCGGAUGAAGGCCCCGCGGAGCCGGAGGAGCCUGCAGACCGGCAGACGUACCGAGAGGAGGAAAACUUCGUGUGCAUCCGUUUCGAGUCGCUCGCAGAGGCCCGCCGGGCAGUCACCUGCUUCCGUGACAUGUUUGCCACCAUGGGCAUCGGGGUGGAGAUCAGCCUGGGGGAGCAGGGACCCCGGGGAGUGGAGAUGCGCAUUGGCAAGGUGGCCCCCGCUGUCACCCCCGCGGUACCGCUGCAGAAGACGCCUGGCCUGCAGACCUCAGACGCUGCCCCAGUGUUCCUGACCGAGCUGCAGAACCAAGAGGUGCAAGACGGUUACCCCGUGAGCUUCGACUGCGUGGUGACGGGCCAGCCCGUGCCCAGCGUGCGCUGGUUCAAGGACGGGAAGUUGCUGGAGGAGGAUGACCACUACAUGAUCAACGAGGACCAGCGGGGUGGUCACCAGCUCAUCAUCACGGCUGUGGUGCCGGCAGACAUGGGUGUCUACCGAUGCCUGGCGGAGAACAGCAUGGGCGUCUCCUCCACCAAGGCUGAGCUUCGUGUAGAAUUGACCAGCACAGACUAUGAUACUGCUGCAGACGCUACUGAGACCUCAUCAUACUUCAGCGCCCAGGGAUACCUGUCCAGCCGGGAGCAAGAGGGAACCGAGUCAGAUGAGGGGCAGCUUCCUCAGGUGUUGGAAGAGCUGAAAGACCUCCAAGUGUCCCCUGGCACACGCCUGGCCAAAUUCCAACUCAAGGUGAAAGGCUAUCCAGCCCCCAAACUGUACUGGUUCAAAGAUGGCCAGCCCCUGACCACAUCUGCCCACAUCCGCAUGACUGACAAAAAGACCCUACACACCCUGGAGAUUGUCUCUGUCACCCGGGAGGACAGUGGCCAGUAUGCAGCCUACAUCAGCAACUCUGUGGGUGCUGCCUACUCCUCGGCCCGGCUGCUGGUCCGAGGUCCCAGUGAACCAGAAGAGAAGCCAGCGGCAGAUGUGCAUGAGCAGCUGGUGCCACCCCGGAUCCUGGAGAAGUUCACACCCAAGAAAGUGAAGAGGGGCUCCAGCAUCACCUUUUCAGUGAAGGUGGAAGGACACCCGGCUCCCGCUGUGCACUGGCUCAAGGAGGAGGCAGAGAAGGGCGUGGUCUGGAUUGGCCCGGAUACCCCCGGCUACACCAUGGCCAGUUCUGCCAAGCAGCAUAGCCUGGUCCUGCUGGAUGUGGGCCGACAGCACCAGGGCACCUACACAUGUAUCGCCACCAACGCUGCUGGCCAGGCACUCUGCUCUGCCAGCCUGCACAUCUCCGGCUUGGCCAAAGAGGAAGAGCAGGAAAGAGUGAAGGAGGCCCUCAUUUCCUCCUUCCUGCAAGGGACAAGCCAAGCUGUUUCAGGCCAGAUGUUGGAAUCUGAGGGGUUUGCUGAUCUUGUUGGGCAAAAGAAAGGGGAGUCCUUGGUGGCUGAAAAGGCCCAUGGUCACCUGUCUCUCGCUGAGGUGGGCACAGAAGAGUUCCUACAGAAACUCACCUCUCAGAUCACUGAGAUGGUAUCAGCCAAGAUCUCGCAGGCCAAGCUCCAGGUGCCUGGAGGUGACAGUGACGAGGAGUCCAAGACACCAUCUGCUUCUCCUCGGCAUGGCCGGUCACGCCCUUCCUCCAGUGUGCAAGAGUCCUCUUCAGAAUCAGAGGAUGGGGACUCCCGUGGUGAGAUCUUUGACAUCUAUGUGGUCACCGCUGACUAUCUGCCCCUGGGUGCUGAGCAAGAUGCCAUCAUUUUGAGAGAAGGCCAGUAUGUGGAGGUCCUUGAUUCGGCUCAUCCCCUGCGUUGGCUUGUACGCACCAAGCCCACCAAAUCCAGCCCUUCCAGGCAGGGCUGGGUGUCCCCUGCCUACCUGGACAAGAGGCUCAAGCUGUCUCCUGAGUGGGGGCCCACUGAGGCCCCUGAGUUUCCUGGGGAGGCUGUGUCUGAGGACGAGUAUAGAACGAGGCUGAGCUCCGUCAUCCAGGAGCUGCUGAGUUCAGAGCAGGCUUUCGUGGGUGAGCUGCAGUUCUUGGAGAGCCACCACAUGAAGCACCUGGAACGGUCCCCCCGUGUGCCCGCAGCUGUGGCCAGCCAGAAGACAGUCAUCUUUCGUAACGUGCAGGACAUCAGCCAUUUCCACAGCAGCUUCUUGAAGGAGCUUCAGGGCUGUGACACCGAUGAUGAUGUGGCCAUGUGCUUCAUCAAGAACCAGGAGGCCUUUGAGAAGUACCUGGAGUUCCUGGUGGGCCGUGUGCAGGCUGAGUCAGUGGUUGUCAGCACCCCAGUCCAGGAGUUCUACAAGAAGUACGCAGAGGAGACACUGUCCGCAAAGGACCCCACACAGCCGCCCCCACCCCCACUGCAGCACUACCUGGAGCAGCCCGUGGAGCGGGUGCAGAAGUACCAGGCCUUGCUGAAGGAGCUAAUCCGCAACAAGGCCCGCAACCGGCAGAACUGCGCGCUGCUGGAGCAGGCCUAUGCCGUGGUGUCCGCCCUGCCUCAGCGUGCCGAGAACAAGCUGCACGUGUCUCUCAUGGAGAAUUACCCAGGAACCCUGGAGGCCCUGGGAGAGCCUAUCCGCCAGGGCCACUUCAUCGUGUGGGAGGGGGCUCCAGGGGCCCGGAUGCCUUGGAAGGGUCACAACCGGCAUGUCUUCCUCUUCCGAAACCACCUGGUGAUCUGCAAGCCCAGGAGAGACUCUCGUACUGACACCUUCAGCUAUGUGUUCCGGAACAUGAUGAAGCUGAGCAGCAUCGACCUGAACGAUCAGGUGGAGGGGGAUGACCGAGCCUUUGAGGUGUGGCACGAGCGGGAGGACUCUGUGCGCAAGUACCUGCUCCAGGCACGGACGGUCAUCAUCAAAAACUCCUGGGUGAAGGAGAUCUGCGGUAUCCAGCAGCGCCUCGCCCAGCCUGUAUGGCGUGCCCCUGAUUUUGAAGAGGAGCUAGCUGAUUGCACGGCUGAGCUGGGUGAAACGGUGAAGCUGGCAUGCCGAGUGACUGGCACGCCUAAGCCCAUUGUCAGCUGGUACAAAGAUGGGAAGCCAGUGGAGGUGGACCCACACCACAUCCUCAUUGAGGACCCUGAUGGCUCCUGUACCCUCAUCUUGGAUAACCUGACCGGCAUAGACUCUGGCCAGUACAUGUGUUUUGCGGCCAGUGCUGCCGGCAAUGCCAGCACCUUGGGGAAGAUCCUAGUUCAAGUGCCCCCACGAUUUGUGAACAAGGUCCGGGCCACACCCUUUGUAGAGGGGGAGGACGCACAGAUCACUUGCACUGUGGAAGGCGCCCCAUACCCUCAGAUCAGGUGGUACAAGGACGGCACCCUGCUAACCCCGGGCAACAAGUACCGGAUGCUGAAUGAGCCCCGCAGCGGUGUGCUGGUGUUGGUGAUCAGGGCAGCCAGCAAGGAGGACCUGGGGCACUAUGAGUGUGAGUUGGUGAACCGGUUGGGCUCAACGCGUGGUGGCGGAGAAUUAUACAUGCAGAGCCCCGCACUGCGUGCCCGGGACCAGCACCACCGGGAACAGCUCGUGGCUGCCAUGGAAGACACCUCCGUGGAGGACUCUGUCCACUCCACCCAGGCUGGAGCUGACCAAGACGCCGCUUCUAUCCUUUGGAGGCUGUUGGGCUCAGAAGGCCUGAGCCCCUCCCCAGGAGAUCUCCCCCACACCAGACAAAGUGAGCUGCCUGCACUGGAAGAGGCUGCUCCCCAGACACCAGGCCCAGCAGCCUCAGCUGAAGCUCCAGAAGCCUCACAGCCUGGCACACGCAAAGGCCUGGAUCAGGAGACAACAACGGCUGGGUCCCAGGGACGGACUGUGCCCAUUCGGGUGGAGGGGUCAGCCUGGCCAGGUGCAGGCAAGGGGCAGCUGCUCUUGGACGUGCACAGCCAAGUCGUCGUGGAGACCACGCAGAGGACCUACGUGUACCAACCUCCAGACACAAGUGCUACAAGGGCCCCCUCCAUGCAGGUCACUAUUGAGGAUGUACAAGUACAAGUAGGUGACGUGGCACAGUUCGACGCUGUCAUUGAAGGCAACCCACCGCCCACAGUGACCUGGUACAAGGAGAGCAACCAGCUGACGAACAGUGCCCGGCUGAGCCAGCGGCAGGAGGGAACUACAUAUUCCUUGGUGUUGACUGACGUGGCUCCACAGGAUGCUGGUGUCUACACGUGCGUCGCCCACAACGCAGGAGGACAGGUGCUCUGCAAGGCGGAGCUGCUGGUCCAUGGGGGGGACAAGCUAGACUCAGAAAAGCAAGUCUACCGGAGAAAACUGCAUUCCUUCUAUGAGGUCCAAGAGGAGAUUGGAAGGGGUGUGUUUGGUUUCGUGAAGAAGGUUCAGCACAAAGGAAACAAAAUGUCCUGUGCUGCCAAGUUCAUCCCCCUAAGGAGCAAGACUCGGGCCCAGGCAUACCAGGAACGAGACAUCUUGGCUACACUCAGCCACCCGCUGGUCACCGGGCUCCUGGACCAAUUUGAGACCCGGAAAACUCUCAUCCUUAUCUUAGAACUGUGCUCAUCUGAAGAGCUGCUGGAUCGCCUCUUCAAGAAGGGUGUAGUGACGGAGGCUGAGGUCAAGGUCUAUAUCCAGCAGCUGGUGGAAGGCCUGCACUAUUUGCACAGUCAUGGUAUCCUUCACCUGGACAUAAAGCCCCCCAACAUCCUGAUGGUGCACCCAGCACGGGAAGACAUUAAGAUCUGUGACUUCGGCUUUGCCCAGAAGAUCACCCCUUCAGAGCCACAGUACAGCAAGUACGGCUCACCCGAAUUCGUGUCCCCAGAGAUCAUUGAGCAGAGUCCUGUGAGCAAGGGCUCAGACAUCUGGGCCAUGGGCGUCAUCUCCUACCUCAGCCUGACCUGCUCAUCCCCAUUUGCUGGAGAAAGCGACCGUGCCACCUUGCUGAAUGUUUUGGAGGGGCGGGUAUCUUGGAGUAGUCCCAUGGCUGCCCAUCUGAGUGAGGAUGCGAAGGACUUUAUCAAGGCCACGCUGCAGAAGACCCCUGGGGCCCGGCCUAGUACUUCCCAGUGCCUUGCCCACCCCUGGUUCCUGAAAUCCAUGCCUGCUGAGGAGGCCCACUUUAUCAACACCAAACAGCUCAAGUUCCUUCUUGCUCGAAGUCGCUGGCAGCGUUCCUUGAUGAGCUACAAGUCGAUCCUGGUGAUGCGCUCCAUCCCUGAGCUGCUCCAGGGUCCUCCAGACAGUCCAUCCCUGGGAGUGGCCCGGCACCUGCGAGGGGAAGCCAGCGGCUCCUCUAGCUCAUCAUCUUCCUCGGACAAUGAGCUCGCCCCGUUCGCCAGGGCGAAGUCGCUGCCACCUUCCCCCGUGACUCACUCCCCGCUGCUGCACCCCCGGGGCUUUCUGCGGCCUUCGGCCAGCCUCCCGGAGGAGACAGAGGCCAGCAUGCUCGCUUCUGAUGCAGCAUCCGCCCAGGGUGCUGGGCCUCCAGCAAGCCCAGGCUGCGUGCCCCGGCACAGCGUCAUCAGCAGCUUGUUCUACCAGCAAGCUGGGGAAGGUACAGAACGUGGGAGCAAAACCUUGGGGGCCAAGAGGCACCCGGCUCGGAGGCGGCACCUGCUGAAGGGGGGGUACAUUGCAAGAGCCCUACCAGGUCUGCGAGAACCACUGAUGGAGCACAGCGUGUUGGAGGAGGAGGCUGCUAGGGAGGAGCAGGCCAUUCUGAUGACCAAGACGCCCUCCUUCGAGACAGCCCUGCGACUGCCUAGCUCCACCAUCCGAGAGGUCCCAGGACGGAGCCGCUCCCUGGACCACAACCCACCAUUCUCCACUGGUCCCUCCCCUGAGGCAUGCAAGGGGCAAUCCCUGUUUCCAUCCUCCUCAGGGGUGACUCAUGGAGCCACUGCCAAGGACAUGGGGCACAAAGGAGGAAUCUUGCAGGAGUCUGUUCACUUUUCACCUACUAGUGGUGACUUGGGGCCUGCUAAGCAAGAGGAAUCAUCCCCGGACAGCUGUAGAGGGAAACCAGGUUCUUCCUGUCCCUCUGAACUGGGUUCUGGCCCCCGGGAAGGCUGUGGCUCUCCACCAUCACAGUCACUUGGCUCCUUGCCUUCGCAGUCAUUGAAGAAGGACCUCUUGACACCCUGUGAGCCCUUCUCGGGGCAGCCUCAGGCAGCCCCAUUCCCAACCCAAGCAAGCACCCUUCCGGGUUCUAAGAAGGAGCUUCAGGAUAGCGUUCUUUCUGGAGGAUCAUGUCCCCACCCCUCCAGUUCCUCAGGGCCAGCCUCCCACGUGGGCACCUCCCUGGAUACCGAAGGCCUGUCCGAAGCCGAGGACAUGUAUGACUUGACACCCCCUCCGAAGCGGCCUCAGGAGCAGGCCACCACCCGGAAGUUCUCCCUGGAAUCCCGAGGGGGCUAUGCAGGGGUGGCAGGCUACGGCACCUUCGCCUUUGGCGGUGAUGCAGGCGGCAUGCUAGGACAGGGUCCUCUUUGGGCCAGGAUGGCCUGGGCUGUGUCUCAGUCCUCAGAAGAGCAGGAUGAAGCUGCAGCGGAGAGCCCUCGGCCUCUGGACAGGUCAGGGCCCAUGGCUGAGGCCAGUGGGGUUCCCCUAAGGACCUCUCCGAGCCUCAUUCCAUGGGAGGAAGUGGAGCAGGUUUCCCUGGUACAGAUCCGGGAUCUGUCUGGUGAUGCAGAAGCAGCCGACACUAUUUCCUUGGACAUUUCUGAGGUAGAUCCUGCCUACCUCAACCUCUCUGAUCUAUAUGACAUCAAAUAUCUCCCAUUUGAGUUCAUGAUCUUCAGGAGGGUCCCUAAACCUGUAGAGCAGCCAGAGUCACCUGGCUCUGAAUCUGACACUGGGCAAGGGCUGGCAGAGUUCCUGGAGGAGCCCGUGUGGUCCUGGCCAGGCGAGCUGGGACUACGUGCCGGCCUAGAGAUUACAGAGGAGCCAGAGGAGCCAGCGGACCUGGAAGCAUUGCUGGGAGAGGCUGCCGUGGGCAGAAAGCGCAAGUGGUCCCCAUCCCGUGGCCUCUUCCAGUUCCCUGGGAGGUGCCUGUCAGGGGAAGAGUCUGUGGAACUUGGGCUGCGCCAGAGGGUGAAGGCUUCCAUGGCUCACAUCUCCAGGAUCCUGAAGGGCAAGCCGGAAGGCCCUGAGAAGGAGGAGCCCCCCAGGAAGAAGGCAGGCCUAGGUUCUUUCCGGAUGUCAGGCCUGAAGGGCAGGGACCAAGCACCAUCCUUCCUAAGAGAGCUCUCAGACGAGGCUGUGGUCCUGGGCCAAUCAGUGACACUGGCCUGCCAGGUCUUGGCCCAGCCAACUGCUCAGGCUACCUGGAGCAAAGAUGGGGCCCCCCUGGAGAGCAGUGGCCACCUCCUCAUCUCUUCCACCCUGAAGAACUUCCAGCUGUUGACCAUCCUGGUGGUGACCGAGGAGGAUCUGGGCACAUACACCUGCCGUGUGAGCAAUCCGCUGGGGACAGCAGCCAGUACAGCUGUCCUCCGGAAAGCAGAGCGCCCCUCAUCCGCUCCACGCCCAGAGGUGGGGGAAGUGUACACAGACGCGGUGCUGCUGGUCUGGAAGCCUGUGGAAUCCUGCGGCCCAGUGACUUACAUUGUGCAGUGCUGUAUGGAAGGAGGCGGCUGGACCACCCUGGCCUCUGACAUCUCCGACUGCUGCUACCUCACCAGCAAGCUGUCCCGCGGUGGCACGCACACUUUCCGAACAGCAUGUGUCAGCAAAGCAGGGAUGGGCCCCUACAGCAGCCCCUCGGAACAGGUCCUCCUGGGAGGACCCAACCACCUGGCCUCUGAGGAGGAGAGUGGCCGGGGCAGGCCAGCCCAGCUUCUCCCCAGCACAAAGACCUUCGCCUUCCAGAUGCAGAUCCGGAGGGGCCGCUUCAGCGUGGUCCGGCAGUGUAGGGAGAAGGCAAGCGGGCGGGCGCUGGCUGCUAAGAUUGUUCCUUACCAGCCUGAGGACAAGACAGCUGUGCUGAGAGAAUAUGAGGCUCUUAAGAGACUGCACCACCCACACCUGGCUCAGCUCCACGCGGCCUACCUCAGUCCCCGGCACCUGGUGCUCAUCCUGGAGCUGUGCUCCGGCCCUGAGCUGCUACCCUGCCUGGCAGAGAGGGACUCCUACUCAGAGUCUGACGUGAAGGACUACCUGUGGCAGAUGCUGAGUGCCACCCAGUACCUGCAUGCCCAACGCAUCCUGCACCUGGACCUGAGGUCCGAGAACAUGAUGGUCACUGAGUACAACCUGCUUAAGGUUGUGGACCUAGGCAAUGCCCAGAGCCUCAGCCAAGAGAAGGUCCCACCCCCCGAGAACUUCAAAGACUACCUGGAGACCAUGGCUCCGGAACUUCUGGAAGGCCAAGGGGCUGUUCCACAGACGGACAUCUGGGCUAUUGGCGUGACGGCCUUUAUUAUGCUGAGCGGCGAGUACCCUAUGAGCAGCGAGGGGACCCGUGACCUGCAGAAAGGCUUGCGCAAGGGACUCAUUCGGUUGAGUCGCUGCUACGCCGGGUUGUCGGGGGGCGCUGUAGCCUUCCUGCAGAGUUCCUUGUGCGCUCGACCCUGGGGCCGCCCGUGCGCCACCACCUGCUUGCAGUGCGGGUGGCUGACGGAGGAGGGCCCCGCCGGCUCCCGGACUACGCCCGUAACCUUCCCCACCGCACGGCUGCGAGCCUUCGUGCGUGAGCGGGAGAAGCGGCGGGCGCUGCUCUACAAAAAGCACAACCUGGCCCAGGUGCGCUGAGGUCCUGCUCCGCAGGGCAAGUUGUGCCACGCCAAUAAAAGACGCAAAACAGCCAAA